AUGGGAAAAGUGAGGAAAGUUAGUGAUAAAUCUAGUGGAUCUGCUGAGAAAGGCUCUGCAGGAGGGCCAGAGAAGGCUGGCGUUCUCACGAAGUCCGUGGGAAUCAAGAAGAAGUCCAAGAGAGAGAAGUUUUCGCAGAAAAGGAAGAAUUUGAGGUUACGACUGAAUGCUGCGGCGCCGGGAGAGGCGAAGAAGGCGCCCAAGAAGCGGAAGAGGAAGCCCAAAGUGAAGGUGGGUCUGGACUUUAAGUCUCUGAAGGACGCCCUGCCGUCGCUGGAGUCCCUCGUGAAGUUCCGCAGUGCGGAAAUCAAGACGGGCGUUCCGGAGUACGACAAGAAGACAGAGCCGUCGAACAGGUUCAAGAAGCUGAGCAAGAAGGCGCAGAAGGCGAAGCGGAUCAGCAGCGCCAGUGCCAAGAAUGUGGCGAGGAUGGGUCAGCUGGAGCAGCUGAUGCAGGAUCGCACGUUCAGGGAGAAUCCGAGGCUGGUGAUCGCCGAGCACGUGAGGAACACCCGGAAGCUGGAGGAUGAGAUGGAGGACUGA
Molecule: messenger RNA, 543 nt
Organism: Phlebotomus argentipes
Lineage: Eukaryota; Metazoa; Arthropoda; Insecta; Diptera; Psychodidae
Exons: 1
Coding region: 1-543 (180 amino acids)
Biological process (GO): maturation of SSU-rRNA from tricistronic rRNA transcript (SSU-rRNA, 5.8S rRNA, LSU-rRNA)
Cellular component (GO): preribosome, small subunit precursor; nucleolus; 90S preribosome
Source: RefSeq, a predicted model, not a curated record